Laetiporus sulphureus 93-53 is the source of this 1698-nucleotide messenger RNA. Its product is annotated as monooxygenase. Gene Ontology annotation, molecular function: FAD binding. The record is from RefSeq and is a predicted model, not a curated record. The coding region runs from base 1 to 1698 and encodes 565 amino acids. NCBI's taxonomy places the organism in Eukaryota, Fungi, Basidiomycota, Agaricomycetes, Polyporales, Laetiporaceae. The transcript has 11 exons.
AUGCCUCAGACAUUGUCUACACCCGUUCUGAUUGUUGGAGCAGGUCCUGUGGGCCUUGUUUUAGCUCUCACUUUGCUGAAGAACGGUACUUCGGUUCGGAUCAUCGAUAAAUUACCAAGCUACCAUGCAGGAUCUCGCGGUGCGGGAGUCAUGCCACGCUCGCUUGAGCUGUACAAUUACUUGGGAGUGCUGCCCGACAUGCAAGCUGAAGGAGUUUCUCUCAUACCGAAUAGGGUCUACAAACUGCCGGGGGGCGUUGAAGUGUUGAAGGAGUUCUAUAUGCAAACGCCACAGGACCCUACUCCCGAUGUUCCAUACAUCAAUGCCUUAUUGAUAGGCCAGAAUCGUCAAGAAGGUGUACUGCGCAAGCAUUUGGAAAAAUAUGGGUGUCAUGUGGAAUUGAACACGGAGCUGCAUAGCUUCAGGCAGCAGGAGAACUGUGUCGUCGCGGAGAUUGUGAAAAAGACAGGGGAGAGCGAGCAGCGUGAGACCGUUCUCGCGCAGUGGCUGGUUGGCACAGAUGGCGCCAAAGGAGUUGUGCGGAAGCAGCUUGGUCUAACAUUUGAUGGUGAGACUCGAGGUGGACAGGAGCAUUUUUUAAUCGGCGACCUCGAGAUCUUUGGGAUAAGCAAGGAUGCCUUGCAUAGCUGGGGAAAUCUCAGCGAGAGAUCGCUCGCCCUUCGUCCCACAUACGAAGGUGAUAUCUUCAACAUUUUUGCCGCAGGACAUGCCGAUUAUGCAAAGUUAAUCGACGACCGGGAGCAACUAGUCAAAUUUGUCCAUUCCGUGUCAAACAGGGAUGAUAUCAAAGUGGGCAAGGUGAUAUGGCUGUCCGCUUAUACGCCGAAUAUCCGGAUGGUUGACAAGUUUGGUGAGGGACGUGUUUUUGUCGCGGGAGACGCUGCACAUGUGCAUAGCCCUAGUGGCGGUCAAGGCUUGAAUUCGGGCAUCCAAGACGCGAUUAACCUCGGCUGGAAGCUUUCUCUCGUCGAGAAGGGCAUCGCCUCUCGAUCUCUCCUUUCCACUUACAAUGAGGAGCGUCUUCCAGUCAUCAAAGACAUGCUGAAGCGCACCACCGCUAUUCUUGGUAGGAGCAUGGCUACCAAAGUAGAGAAUGACAUCUCUGCCUGGAAACGGGAUGGGUUGCUGAACCAGCUCGGAGUCAACUAUUGUUGGAGCUCGAUCGUCGUGGAUGAGCGUACGCCGUGCACCGCAGAGGAAAAGGCGGAGUUAAUAGACAGUGCGUACGGAGGGGGCGAGGGAAUUCGCGCUGGAGACAGAGCCCCUGACGCGCCGGGGCUCCUGGUCAUCCACGAGCGAGAGAAGGUGGACGACGAACAUAACAUCACCUCCCUUUUCCACAUCUUCCGUCCUGGUUCGCACACUGCACUGAUUUUCUCCGCCGAGUCCGACAGUAUCGGCUCUGUGCUCAAGGCGACGGAGCUCUAUCCCGAGGGUCUGGUCCGCUCCGUCGUCGUUCUCCCACAGACGGCUCCCGAAUGCGCCGAUGUUCAGUCUGCUGAUCUGCUCCUCUCGGAUGGGAGUGGGCAUGCCUACGAGGGUUACGCAGUGUCGCCGACUCGUGGUGGAUUGACUAUUGUCAUCGUCAGGCCGGAUGGUGUGAUUGGAGGCAUUGUGUUGGGCGUGGAUGGACUGAAAGAGUAUUUCCGAAAUGUCUUCUCGGCGCUGGCGAUGUAA